CAGCAGGAGAACAACAGGUUAGUGCCGCACAGUGCGGAGGGUUACAUGCGGACAGACUGCACACUAACUCAGAGAGUGAAGAGGAGCUGGUGAAAGGUGCCAAAACCACCUGAUGCUGCAGUCUAAUCUGGACACCUGGGACUGAACACACACACACACACACACACACACACACACACUCACACUCACAGGCGGCCGACAUGGCGUCAGACCCGCCCAUCUUGACGGAGCAGCAGGAGCUGCAGAGGAGAGCCAAUCAGGUCACAGAUGAGUCCCUGGAGAGCACGAGGCGCAUGAUGCAGCUGGUUGAGGAGAGUAAAGACGCUGGGAUCAGAGCUGUGGUCAUGCUGGAUGAACAAGGAGAGCAGCUGGAGCGUAUUGAGGAGGGCAUGGACUCCAUCAACAGGGACAUGAGGGAGGCCGAGAAGAACCUGACAGACAUGGCCCAGUGCUGCGGUCUGUGUGUCUGGCCAAUCAGGAAGCUGAAGGCCUUCGAGGAGAGCGGAGCGUACAAGGCAGUGUGGGGCGGCGGUCAGGACGGCGUUGUGUCCAAUCAGCCACCGUCGUCUCGAGUCAUCGACGAGAGGGAGCAGAUGAUCAUGAGUGGAGGAUACAUACGGAGGGUGACUAACGACGCCCGCGAGGACGAGAUGGAGGAGAACCUGGCUCAUGUUGGCAGCAUCAUCGGAAACCUGAAGAGCAUGGCCCUGGAUAUGGGCAACGAGAUCGACACGCAGAACGUCCAGAUCGAACGCAUCCAGGGAAAGGCCAUUCUCAACGUCUCCCGCAUCGAUGCCGCCAACCAGAAAGCCAACAACCUCAUGAAGCGAUAGAGGGAGUGCUCCUCCAUUUCUUUCCUCCUUAUUCAUCCUACUAGUGAUCACUGUGCUUCUGCGUGCUGUGCCAAAGUGUUGCUGCUCUUACUCUCUGCUUCACACACCUCACUUAUAGUGAGUGUUUCCUUCCUGUGAUGUAAUCGCUGUGAUGUAAUCGCUGUGAUGUAAUCGCUGUGCUGUUCCUUCAGGGACCAGAAGUCCUCGACUGUCAGUAGAGAGGUGUUCAUUAUGUGUGUGUUCCUAUUUAUUCUCACAGCACUCAGACAGCUGAUGUGUCAUCUUGCUGCUUAUUACUCAGCAGGGCUUUUGUCACUCUGUGUCACACUCGGGUGUUUCCCCUCGCCGUGGCCUCUGCCGUCGUGGUUGUGCAGCACGGUUAGGUCAUAGGGCGCUUUAAUGAGCCCUGUGGGGAGAGUGGGCCGCUGCAGCAGCCCCGUCACCACCAGCAGCAGCAGCAGAGAGCACAAUCAACACAAAUCAAGAAAUGAUUUCACCACAGCUCAACGUGUGGAAGACAACACUGCGAAAAGAAGCGGCACCGUGGUGCCGGGCUGGGCCGGGGCGUCUCCAGCCAAGGAGAGGCCUCUUUGCUUCCAGCGGGCUGAUGAUUAAAAACAUGACUGACUCUGUGUUUGUGGAAUAAAUGUCCAGAUUUAUUAAAGAAACAAAACUAUCAACAACCACUUUGUUUCCUCAUGUAAACACCAUCACCCCCCCCCCCCCCCCUUAUCUGUGUGAAAUGUCCCAAAGAGCUGAAACACGAGCAUGAUGGCGCCCUCUGCAGGCGCAGCCGGGUAUCGCACAGAGGAAGGAAACACGUAUUUCCCCUCAGAGGCGGAUCUCUGGCGACACCAAGCGGACAAAGAUGGAACCUGCUCCUCUCGGCCUCUCCAUCUUCUCUUCUUCUCCAUGUUGAGUUAAAAUGGUGGUGACAUGACGACGUGUUGGUUUCAAUCUCACAUCCCGUCAUCUGAUGUCGUCACAGCCAAACUCACGUGGAACAUUUAUUAAAUAUGAACAGCUGUUUUCCUUCAUAACCAGAAACACAUGAGCUGCUUGUGUUUACAUCACGAUCGGUCCAGUGUGGAGCCACACUGAGCUGUGAUGUGAUGAAUAAGAUGUUGGUGCAUGACCUCUGUUGACCUGAGCAGCCCUCGUGCGUGUUUACGCAGCAGGUUUAAACCACAGAGACACAGUGGCGCGUGCGGAGCGCCUCCGUGUUGUGAUGAAGUGCUGAAAUAUGACGUGAUGAAUAAAAAUGUGCUAAA
Messenger RNA from Epinephelus moara (kelp grouper), 2104 nucleotides. Its product is annotated as SNARE_SNAP25N and SNARE_SNAP23C domain-containing protein. The coding region runs from base 201 to 833 and encodes 210 amino acids. The record is from RefSeq and is a predicted model, not a curated record. The transcript has 8 exons. Gene Ontology annotation, cellular component: plasma membrane; SNARE complex. NCBI's taxonomy places the organism in Eukaryota, Metazoa, Chordata, Actinopteri, Perciformes, Serranidae. Gene Ontology annotation, molecular function: voltage-gated potassium channel activity; SNAP receptor activity; syntaxin-1 binding. Gene Ontology annotation, biological process: synaptic vesicle fusion to presynaptic active zone membrane; exocytosis; synaptic vesicle priming.